CUUGUUUGCACGCAGUUCUGAAGUUAGCCCACGGUAACAAGCGUCAGCUAGCUUAGCUAACAGGUUAACGUAACAUCGCAGUUUUUCGUUGAAGCUAACCCGUUAGCCUAGGAGCUAGCAGGCUAACAGGCUCUACAAUGGAGGGCAGCGCCAGCGUGAGGAGAGCCUUGUCCGGGACUCUCGUCCCUGUAACGGUACAAACAAUGGCUCUGCUACAACAACAACCCGAAGACAACGACAAGGGGAAGCUGCAGAGAAAGGUCCUCGACGAAGAGGAGUACAUUGAGAGUUUAGAAAAGAUCAUCCAGAGGGACUUCUUCCCAGAUGUGACUAAAUUGCAGGCGCAGAAGGACUAUCUGGAGGCGGAGGAGACUGGUGACCUAGAAAGAAUGAGAGAGAUAUCCAUCCGAUAUGGAUCAUCCUUGACUAAAUCUACACCACGAUCUUCUGCACCCUAUGUGACACCAGCAAGCUUUGAGACACCAGUCGGCCACUCAGGGUCUCCCUCCUCCACUCAUGGCAGUAAAGGCUUAGAAGGGGACAGCAAAGAUGAUGACAAGGAAGAGAGAGAGCUUCCCUCUCUGGAUCGCUUCCUUGCUAAAAAUACCAGUGAGGAUAAUGCAUCAUUCGAGCAGAUAAUGGAUCUGGCAGAUGACAAGGACAAGCUGAGGCACUCUUGGUUAUAUGAGGCCGAGGCUGAAUACAAACAGCGCCACGAAGAGAACCUUGCUUUACCAUCAGCAGAAAAAGCAGCACUUGAAUGUGUCAAAGCUGGACUUGAGACAUGGGAGUACAAAGCAAAGAAUGCCUUGAUGUAUUAUCCAGAGGGUGUUAAAGACGAUGAUGCUCUAUUUAAGAAGCCACGGGAGGUAGUUCACCAGAACACACGCUUUGCUGGAGACCCAUUCAGCAAAGCUCUCAACAAAAGCCAGAUUCAGCAGGCUGCAGCCCUCAAUGCACAGUUCAAACAGGGUAAAGUCGGACCUGAUGGGAAAGAGCUCAUCCCAAAUGAAUCCCCAACAGUGAACGGAUAUGGUUUUGAAAGUAUGCCAUCCCCAGCACCUGGUGUAGCUGAUUCGCCUCUGAUGACCUGGGGUGAGAUUGAGAGCACCCCAUUUCGUCUGGAUGGAUCGGACAGCCCAUAUAUUGAGAGAAACCAUGGUCCAUCAUUUAAGAUUCCAGAACCAGGAAGACGAGAGAGGCUGGGUUUAAAGAUGGCCAAUGAAGCUGCCGCUAAAAACCGUGCAAAGAAACAAGAGGCGUUGCGAAAGGUCACAGAGAACCUUGCAAGUCUUACUCCUAAAGGUCUGAGCCCAGCCCUCACCCCCGCCCUGCAGAGGCUCGUAAAUCGGACAUCUAGCAAAUACACGGACAAAGCACUACGAGCAAGUUACACCCCAUCGCCCUCACACGGAGUCGCUGGCUGCAAGUCUCCUUUCGGUGGCCCAGCCACUCCCACAGGAACGCCAACACCAAACAAAGCCAAGACGCCGAGCUCUCAGGACCUUACAUCACUGACAGACAAUCUGCUGCAACUUCCCAAGAGACGGAAAGCCGCAGAUUAUUUCUAAGUAAGAGAAGCUGUUCUCUGCUGGGAUUGUACAAAACAGACAUUUUAUUAUGUGGACUUGAUUGUUAACUGUCCAGACCCAAUUUUCUCAAAUUAAAGAGCACAUCUUUCAAGUCGAAUGACUGGAUGAAGAACUGCACGGAGGACUGAAGAAUUUGAAAGAAUUUACUAUAUUUUUGAGUAGAGAGGUUGAUAUAGAUCCCUGCUAAAUACAGUGUCCAAAUGAUAUUGUAUUACUUAAUUAUCUUAUUUUUAUAUUUUCUUUUAUCCCAAUGUAAUGUUUCAUAGAUUUUUGUACAGCUGUUUUCCACUCUGACGAAUGUUUGGAAUACCUGCCACACAGCAACCAACCCCGCAGCACAUGCUUAAAUGAUGUUAAUAUAUACAUAUAAUCCAGUAGCUGUUUCUGAUAUUUAAUAAUUUCAUCAAAUAGCCAUUGACAAGCUCUCCAUACAUUUUGCCAUGACAUUUCAGUGUUUGUCUCUGCAUCAUAGAAAUAACUCAAACCCAACGUCGAACAAUUAUGUUGGUGUUUAAAAUGGAAAAAUACAAAGCUUCAGUUAGACGGCUCACUGAAAUGUAAAUAAUGAAAGUUUCUCUUUGCCCUAUUUUGGAAAAAGAAUGUGCAUGCAGAGCUGGGCUUGGCAUUGUAAAUCUGUACAACCUUUUCCUUAAAAUCUCAAAUAAAACUGGACAUGUUUGAUAAAAAAAAGUCUACAAAAGAAUAUAAUAUAUAAUAAUAUAACCAUCACAUCAGUUAUAAUAGAUCUGUUCUACCUCCUACUGGUGGUUGAACAAAGCUGUGAAAAAUACCUUUAUGCCUCCUUCUUUCAAGCAAGCUUCAAAUGUGUUCAAAUAAGUCUGGUAUUGUUUUGUUUUUUUUGUUCAGUUUUUUUAAAGCAUUAGGGGUACCAGGUCCUCUAGGACUAGAUGUAUUAUCUAAGGAAGUUGUCCUGUUGGGGAAAUCAACACACAUACACGUACACACAUAGCUUGAUUUACAACGUCAUUGUUCAUAGGUCAAAGUGUUUUCAUAACAAGGAAUGUUAUUCAGGGUUGGGUCAGACAUAAUAUUGACUCAGUUGUGGACAUUAAACAAGCCUAUGGUUUUUGUACAGUGAAUGUUUGAUAUGCAUGUUUUAUGUCAAAGACAAUGUGCCCAUUUUAAUUUGGAUCCUGUCACAAUAGCAGUUUAAGGAAAGGUUUACAUUUAGUUAAAUCUGUCUUAAAACUAUACCUG
Messenger RNA from Anoplopoma fimbria (sablefish), 2810 nucleotides. RefSeq names its product ess-2 splicing factor homolog (gene ess2). Gene Ontology annotation, cellular component: catalytic step 2 spliceosome. The coding region runs from base 138 to 1571 and encodes 477 amino acids. Lineage: Eukaryota; Metazoa; Chordata; Actinopteri; Perciformes; Anoplopomatidae. The transcript has 11 exons. The record is from RefSeq and is a predicted model, not a curated record.